GGACGGAAGGGUCGAUUACCAGGAAUUUAGGAGGUAUAUGGAUGAUAAGGAGCUCGAGCUCUAUCGGAUUUUUCAGGCGAUUGAUGUUGAGCACAACGGCUGCAUUUUGCCGGAGGAGCUCUGGGAUGCUCUUGUUAAGGCUGGUAUAAUAUGCUUGCCUUUGUUCGCACUCUACUAUCAUUUUGCUUGCACUUCUGUUGUGGCGGUUCUUAGUGUCACCUGAUCUCCGUUCAGCUUUUGCAUGAUUAUCGCAUAAAGUUUACCUGCAUUCCCCCUUGAUCAGUGUGAGAAUUCUGAUACGUGAAGGAUGAGAGCAGUUAUCUCCCGUGUCAAUUUCUGUGUUCCUUGUAGCUUUAAGAAUUGAGUUAAGAGGGGAAUUUGAAGCUUAGGAGGCAUGGAAAGUAAUUGCAUCUAAAAUAUGGGUACUUGUGUUGCUUUAAUAAGCUAGAGGAGGUUUAAAAAUGUCUCUGGAUGAGGUUUUCGAGCAAAAAUAGUUAAGGGAGAAGGACCUCCAGAGAUGUUUUCAAGCCAUAGGGGAUCUCCUUGCAAAUGACCCAAACCACAGGGGCUCUGGGCAAUUUACCAUUUUCUAUGAGGCCAUUAUAUCCCAUAUUAUGCCUAAUAUUUGAUCAAAAAAGUUACAAAAAUUAUUUUGGCCAUGGCACCUGGAAAUUUUGAAAAAAAAAGGACAUGUGGUUGUUAUCACUAGAGGAACGGUAUUGGUGCAAAAUACUUUGGUAAAAGACAGGUGUCUAAAUUAAUGUUCGAUGCCCUAUGAUUUUGAAGGAUGCACUGUUCCUUUUUGUACCUGGAUCUCAUUUCUAAAAUUAACUUAUUAGACCUGAAGAGUUAUGAAAAAUGUUUUGGCAAUGGUAAGUGGAAUGGGAAAGAUGUGCUGAUCGUCAUAUAAUUCUUAGGUGAAGGUGUGCAAAUGGUCUAAGGCUCUAAAUGUAGUUGAAAACGAGUCUUCACAAAAUUUGUGGCACAAAAUAUUUGCCCACAUAAGUGAGAUUACAAAUUUAGGCAAGUGUCUUGUCUCGUUUUCAUGAAGUAUUACUUUGAACCCUUGCAAUUAUAGGUUAUUUAACAAGCAUCACAAGUCUCUUCUAGUUCCUUUGCUGAGCGGAUGAGCUGUUCAGUAAAGUUUAUUUCGAUGUAUGUAGUUGAAUUAAGGUGAGUCCCCUGUUUACUCUUUCUUCUUUUUGUGUUUCCUUUACUAAUAUUGGAUGUGACAAAUUGAAAUUGAUGCAUUGGAUCAGAUUAAAUUUUACUUUUUACAAUUAGGUAUAAAGGAUUAACUUAGCAUGCAGCUUUCAGGUAUGCAUUGACUUUGGUCUAGCUGAUACAAUUUCAUCAUUCAUGUCAUAGAUGACAUCACUUGAAAGCAUCACAUUUUUCAUGGUAUGGUUUGCCUAUCAGUUAAAUGGAUAGAACUUUAAGUAGUCAAGAUCAGGAGGCCAGGAGAAGGGGGUUUUCUCUUUGGGUAGAGGAAUGGAGGAUGGAGAAUAGGUAGGAAUUGGUUGGGGCAUCUUUAGAUAGUGAGCUCCAUUUGGUUUAUCAACAUACAAAGGUUGUCAGAAUAGGAUAAAAUGGUAUUUGUAUGGGAAAUCUAAGUCCUUUCAUUUGAAGGACGUAGGCCUGCAAAGAAAUUUCAGGCAUAAAGAUCAUUUGUUCUGAUUAGGGAGCUAAGAAGCUAUGUUUUGACAUGAGUAGUUCUUUAGAUGAUUUUUAGAUGCUUAACAUAAGUAAUGAUAACCCAAUAAUUAAACCUCUAGCUAAUCAUUUCAAGGAAGGGAAGAGAUAAGAUGGAGGUAUUCCCAACUCUCUUGUAAUUAAAGGUUUGGUGUAUAUUAUGGUUUGCAUCUGGACCUUAUUGCUCAUGUUAUUUGCUUGAGCACGUAGCUUUUAAAUCUAUGAAGUUGAAGGUAGUCCCAGAUUGUGCUCGUAUAUUGAGGCUUCAAACCAGUCAGAUUUUAUAUUGAGGCUUGAGCAUGUUAUUUGCUUGAGCAUAUAGUUAAUCAUUUAUUUGCCUGAGCAAUUAUCGUACAACAAAUAGAAAAUUCUGUUCUGGCCAAGGGACUAGUCAGUACAGAUGGUGCUUUAUGUUUUCUGCUCUCAUCCUGAUUCCUGUCAUUGCCUCACAACUCUUAAGUCUCAAAAGCCCCCCAAAUUUAACUUUGAGUCCCAAAAUGUUGUAUCACCAACUCUCUACGGUGCUCUCAUGGAUAGCUCUACCCCGUUGCCACACCCCCCCCCCCCCCCCCCCUCCUAAAACACCAAAAUGUCUGCUUCUCUAUUCAUCAUUUUUCAUUUUUCUGCCUUUAGUGUAUACUUGCUUGUGUAAUAUGCAGAAUUUGUUUGGAUUUUUUUUAUUUUUUUGCUUAUGUAUUUUUUUUUCUUUCAUCUAUUUCUACUUCAGUUACUUUAGGUGUUUUUUUCUUCUCUUUAUCUGAGUAUUUGUUUUGCUUAAUAUUUGAGUAUUUGUUUUGUGUAUUAUCUAUUUUUUUUGUUUUCUAUAACUCAUCUACUUUGUUUAGUAUGUAAGUAUUUAUUUACUAUCUGUUUUUUUUUAUUUCUUUAUCUCUGUCUUGCAAGUUGUUUAUUUUUUUAUAUUGGUUCUUUGACAUGAGAUUUAAUUCUUCAGGAGAAAAAUGGUUGACAAUGCCUCUUUGUUAUCCAAAAAUGGUUUGCAUUUUAUUGUUUUGUAUUUAGUUUAGAUUUAUUUACAUUAUUUUGUUUAUAGUGUUUUGUAAUAUAUAUUAUUUAUUAUAGCAAUAUAUCCAAACUAAUACCUAGUAUUAUACCGUACUGAUAACAAACUCAGUAUCUUGUUCAGUAUGUUAUUGAUGGUUAUGGUAGGGACAUUUGUGACUUCGCAAUCCAAAUUGUGGAGUUGUGUUGCUCUGCCUACAACUAAUGUGAAGUGCAUGACUGUUGUUGAACCAUGGAAAAGAGAUGCUGUGGAUGGAAUGUCAUCAUACAAAAAAUAGUUAAGUGGUAUAUUAUUAUAGUUAACAGUGCUGUAGAUUUGAGCAAUAACUCCAUAUAAUUUUAUUGCAUGAUGUACAUGCAUAUUAACCAUCAUUCGAGACACAGGGUGGAGGAGAAGCAAAUUAUUCUUAAAAAGACUUAUUGACUAGAACUUUUGAAAUUAUAUGAUCGUAGAAUGUUAUUUUAAUAGAAAAGGGACAUAGCUAAAUGGACUGUAGUGAGGUUUUAUGGCUUUUCUCCUAUGUGUAUAAAGGGCCAGAUUUUGGGGCUUUAUGGUGGUGUACACUCUAUAUGAUAUGGGGCUAAAACUUUUGUGAAAAAGUAUUGCCUUGUGCCAGUGGUAGACAUGCAUUUGUUUUCAUUGGACAGUGCAAACUUCAGUCUCACUUAACCAGCCAGCCCAACUUGUGGCCCAUCUACAUGAAUAAGUGGCUCGAGUCAGAAGCUAUGAGAUAUCAUCGGUUGAAGUUCCUCUAGUUUCCACAAACAAGAGUUUUUUCCCAGGUGUUAAGGCAGUGACCAUGGUUAACAGCAAUAAUGUGCUUUCUGCAUGACCAUAUCCAAAGAAAGGGCAGAACAAGGAAUCGAUAUUAAUGAAGAUGAACUUGCAAGCUUUGUAGAGCAUGUUGACAAGGAUAAUAAUGGAAUUAUAACUUUCGAAGAAUGGAGAGAUUUUCUUUUACUGUAUCCUCAUGAGGCAACUCUUGAAAACAUCUAUCAUUAUUGGGAAAGGAUAUAUCUUGUAGAUAUUGGGGAACAGGCUGUUAUUCCUGAAGGCAUCGGUAAGCAUGUCCAUGCAAGCAAAUAUUUGAUUGCUGGGGCAGUGGCUGGGAUCGCUUCUCGUACUGCAACUGCUCCUCUUGAUCGCCUAAAGGUUAUUAUGCAAGUACAGACUUCUCAUGCUUCUGUAAUUCAGGCGAUUAAGACCAUAUGGAGGGAAGGUGGUUUUUUGGGGUUUUUCCGAGGUAAUGGCUUAAAUGUUAUGAAAGUUGCACCUGAAAGUGCCAUUAAGUUUUAUGCUUAUGAAAUGUUGAAAAAAUUUGUUGGAGAUAUCAAGGGGAAAGAAAAGGAUGACAUAGGAACAUCAGGUAGACUUAUUGCUGGGGGAAUGGCGGGUGCUGUAGCACAGGCUGCUAUAUAUCCCAUGGAUCUUGUGAAAACUCGGUUGCAGACUGCUGCUUGUGAUGGUAGGAAGGCUCCUAGUUUGGUUAAACUGACUAAAGACAUAUGGGUGCACGGAGGACCUAGGGCCUUCUACAGAGGCCUCGUACCAUCCCUUCUUGGGAUGAUCCCCUACGCUGGUAUUGACCUAGCCGUCUAUGAGAAAUUGAAGGACACGUCAAAAAGAUAUAUCCUUCAUGAUGCUGAACCAGGCCCUCUUGUGCACCUUGGAUGUGGAACCGUUUCAGGAGCUCUUGGAGCAACGUGUGUUUAUCCAUUGCAGGUUAUCAGAACAAGACUGCAGGCUCAACAUACUGGUGUACCUGCUGCUUACAGGGGAAUGUCCGAUGUAUUUAGGAGAACACUCAAGCAUGAAGGUCUUAGAGGUUUCUACAAAGGACUUUUCCCAAAUCUUCUCAAAGUUGUGCCAGCAGCAAGCAUAACAUAUCUGGUUUAUGAAACCAUGAAAAAGAGUCUAGAUAUCGCAUAGAAUGAUAUUGCAGUCCAGCUUGAUGGCUUCUAUUGAUUGAAGCCUGAACCUUGUACUGCUGCUCUGAUGAUGAUGAUGAUGAUGAUGAUGAAGAUGGAGAAUAAGACCAUAGUCAAGUUAAUAUCAUUGUUUGAAUCAUAUGAGAUAUACUUAAUCUAACUUGGAAUAUGUGCAUCAGUAAUUUCUAGUCCUGAUUUUUUUUUCCCAGGUUUGUCCAAACAAACUUUGUGGUGAGUUAGGAGUAGUGUCAAACGAUGAUGAUUGUUUGUCAAGGAAUACAAGUUAUCAAAUCUAUAUCGGCAUCAAAUUAUGUCCCAAAUGGUUGAUCUUGUUUGCAUCAAAAGAUGAUGGUUCUUUUACUGUUCUGCUUUUUUUUUUUUUUUUAUGCUCUUCCUGUUUGUCGGGUUUUUCUUCUUCUGCUUGUAAUUUUUAAUUACCAUAUGGAUCUUGUAUACUUCCGAUCAUAUAAAUAAGAAGGC
Diospyros lotus (date-plum) is the source of this 5121-nucleotide messenger RNA. Its product is annotated as calcium-dependent mitochondrial ATP-magnesium/phosphate carrier protein 3-like. The transcript has 4 exons. The record is from RefSeq and is a predicted model, not a curated record. Gene Ontology annotation, biological process: transmembrane transport. NCBI's taxonomy places the organism in Eukaryota, Viridiplantae, Streptophyta, Magnoliopsida, Ericales, Ebenaceae. Bases 3542 to 4642 code for a protein of 366 amino acids. Gene Ontology annotation, molecular function: ATP transmembrane transporter activity; calcium ion binding.